Penicillium maclennaniae is the source of this 717-nucleotide messenger RNA. RefSeq lists its product as uncharacterized. The transcript is spliced from 5 exons. The coding region runs from base 1 to 717 and encodes 238 amino acids. NCBI's taxonomy places the organism in Eukaryota, Fungi, Ascomycota, Eurotiomycetes, Eurotiales, Aspergillaceae. The record is from RefSeq and is a predicted model, not a curated record.
AUGCCGAACGGGCUGUAUGCGCUGCCGGGUUCGUCAGCGGAAGUGAACUUUCAGUGUCAGUACGGACCGCAGCUCACUUUCUUGAUGAAGAAUACACAGACGGUGCAACCAUCAGAGGUCAAGACGGCGGCUGCUGGCUAUAAGACUAUACGGGUACCUGCUUCUACACUUCAAUGCUGGACUCUACUGAUCAAGCCAAAGUUUGUCAAUGAAGAUCCUGAAGGGAAGAGUGACGGCUCUGGCGAAAGCAGACAUGGCCAAGGCAAGCCAACGUCGAGUUGCCACUUUGGUCCUCCGAUGAACCUUCUUAGCCGGGUUAUUGGCUCUGGGAACAAGCACCGCCAACAGGCCGGGCCCGGACUUGGGCUUUUCGAUUUUGGUGUCUCACCAAUGUCCACACAGGUGCCAAAAGGCCAGGCGAUGACUGGCUCGGAGUUUUCGGACUCCACGACGGCCAUCUCUUCAUCCGGGCGAUCUCAAUCAUCACAUAAGAGCCAUGAAGUUUCACCCAGCGAGACACUCGAACUUCUUCGUCACUUUCGCUACGAAAUCGCCCCGUGGUUGGACAUUUGUGACCUUGGUCAGCUCUUUGGAAUUCAGGGGCUGCAGGUGGCAAUGGCAUCGCAGUCAAUCUGGAUAUCUGUCCUGGCCUUGUCCGAAGCGUCGAUGAAGCUGCAACGUUCUGACCCAUCGAUUAUGGGUAAUGACAAGGGAUGA